AUGAAUAUCACUCACUUUGCACUUUCAUUUCAGCCUGUGCUACUUAACGUCACCGAAGACUACAACGACUCRAUUCUUAACAGAAGCAGUGAUGGAUUUUGUGAGCAGGUCUUCAUAAAGGCAGAGGUCUUCUUGACUCUAGGGAUCAUCAGCCUGCUGGAAAAUAUCCUUGUCAUUCUUGCAGUGCUGAAGAAUGGAAACCUGCACUCUCCCAUGUACUUCUUCCUGUGCAGCCUGGCUGUGGCAGAUAUGUUAGUGAGCAUGUCAAAUGCUUUGGAGACGAUCAUGAUUGCAAUUCUGAGCAACGGCUAUUUGAUCAUUGAUGACCACUUUAUUCAGCAUAUGGAUAACAUUUUUGACUCAAUGAUUUGUAUUUCUUUGGUAGCUUCAAUUUGCAACCUCUUGGUUAUAGCCAUUGACAGGUACAUAACUAUUUUCUAUGCUCUCCGUUACCACAGCAUCAUGACUGUGAAGAAAGCUCUAGCCCUCAUCGUGGUCAUUUGGAUUGCUUGCAUCAUCUGCGGCAUCAUAUUCAUUGCCUACUCGGAAAGCAAAACUGUCAUUGUCUGUCUCAUCACCAUGUUCUUUACCAUGCUCUUUCUUAUGGCCUCCCUUUACGUUCACAUGUUCUUGUUUGCACGCCUGCACGUUAAGCGGAUUGCGGCCCUGCCGGUGGACGGGGUGCCUUAUCAGCGCACCUGCAUGAAGGGAGCUGUGACAAUCACUAUAUUACUCGGGGUCUUCAUUGUUUGCUGGGCACCUUUCUUCCUGCACCUCAUUCUCAUCAUUUCAUGCCCCAUGAACCCCUACUGUGUCUGCUACACUUCCCAUUUCAACACCUAUCUGGUCUUGAUAAUGUGCAACUCUGUAAUUGAUCCACUCAUUUAUGCUUUCCGGAGUCUGGAGAUGAGAAAGACUUUCAAAGAAAUAGUCUGUUGUUGUUAUGGCAUGAGUGUGGGACAGUGCGUGUUGUAA
Messenger RNA from Nothoprocta perdicaria, 975 nucleotides. It is a transcript of the gene MC3R, whose product is annotated as melanocortin 3 receptor. The transcript has a single exon. Gene Ontology annotation, molecular function: peptide hormone binding; melanocyte-stimulating hormone receptor activity. Bases 1 to 975 code for a protein of 324 amino acids. Gene Ontology annotation, biological process: G protein-coupled receptor signaling pathway. NCBI's taxonomy places the organism in Eukaryota, Metazoa, Chordata, Aves, Tinamiformes, Tinamidae. The record is from RefSeq and is a predicted model, not a curated record. Gene Ontology annotation, cellular component: membrane.